AUGACGACAAAGAAUCCCAGAGCCAGAUUGUCGGUGAGAAAAGAAAGAGUCUUCAAGAAACCUUCUUCUACUUUGUGCAAGGCACGAGCGGCGACAAUUCUCAAGAAAUCGUUCGAGCUCUCGGAGCUAUGCGGAGUCGAAGUGUGCACCAUCUGCUUCGAUCGUGAAGGGAACCUCGUGUGGCCUGAGAAGGAAGAAGCCAAGGUUACAGCCAUGGCGGAGCGAUACAGCACGUUAAGCGAACAAGAAAAAAACAAGAAAAGCAACAAUUUUUCGGGGUUUCUUAACAAGAAGAUGAUCCGAGACAAGGAGGAAUCUAUGAGAAGAAACGAUAACAGGUUUUCUCAGAAAGUGUUGGAGUUUGAAGAUUCCUUGCAGAGUCGGUUACAGACAUUCAAAGAAAGUCUUGUUGAUCAACGUCCCCAGGAGACUCCUCUUGAUCUAUCCACCGCCACGUCGAGUAAGUUUUCGCUUCUUUUGUAUAACCAUGACAAUGGCACUUUCACUCAGUUGGCCAAUUCAGCCUCUCUUCCAAGCUUUGAACAACCGAUUAAUCAAGAUUACUUGGAUUCGUUUCUUGGGGAGCAAGGAAACAACUUUGAUCUACCUCCGAUGAUUUUCCAACAGUUUGAUAAUGAGUUUAUGCAGCAGACGCAAUUGGCGUAUAAUCAGAUACCAUCUUAUGGAAUGAUGCUCUCUUAG
Eruca vesicaria subsp. sativa (arugula) is the source of this 702-nucleotide messenger RNA. NCBI's taxonomy places the organism in Eukaryota, Viridiplantae, Streptophyta, Magnoliopsida, Brassicales, Brassicaceae. The record is from the annotation of a GenBank genome assembly.